AUGGAAACAGUUGUGUUGGUCACAGGAGGCACUGGCUUGGUGGGGAACGGCAUCCGGUUAGCUCUGGAAAGCAUUAAUGAUUCCCUCAAGAGAGACGGUGAAAAGUGGAUAUUUUUGUCGUCUAAAGAUGUCAACCUCGAAGAUAGUAAUGCUACUCGCGCAUAUUUCGAACUUAUUCGACCAACUUAUGUGAUACAUUUAGCCGCUAAAGUCGGUGGUUUGUUUGCCAAUAUGUCCGGCAACCUUGAGUUUUUCCGACAAAACAUGCAUAUUAAUGAUAAUGUUUUAUCAAGUAGUCAUGCAGUUGGCGUUAAAAAGGUUAUAUCUUGUCUUUCAACUGGACCACCUCACGAUUCUAAUUAUGGUUAUUCGUACGCCAAACGUAUGAUUGAUGUAAUGAAUAGAGGUUAUAGACAUGUUCUCCCUGGUCUUAUCCAUAAAGCUUACUUAGCUAAAAAAAAUAAUGAACCGUUAACUGUUUGGGGUUCAGGCGCCCCGUUGCGUCAAUUUAUCUAUUCGAUCGACCUGGGUCAUCUGAUUGUAUGGGUAUUACGGGAAUACAAUGAUCCUUCUCCAAUCAUAUUGUCUGUUCCAGAAAAAGAUGAAAUUUCUAUUCGUCAGGCAGCCGAAACAGUAGCCAAGGCAAUGGAUUGUACUAAUCUUGUUUUCGAUACUUCCAAAGCCGAUGGACAGUUCAAGAAAACUGCCAAUGCAUCAAAACUUCGCCAACUUUAUCCUGGUUUUAAAUUCACUCCUUUUGAACAAGUACCUAUGAAUUUCCGACGUGCUAUUUUUAUACACUCUUUACAGAAACGAAUUAAAAGUUCUCAUAUGUAUUCGUCAUCAACAUAG
This is a messenger RNA of Heterobilharzia americana, 852 nucleotides long. The record is from the annotation of a GenBank genome assembly. NCBI's taxonomy places the organism in Eukaryota, Metazoa, Platyhelminthes, Trematoda, Strigeidida, Schistosomatidae.